AUGAGUUGUCAGAUCACGUGCAAAUCUCGAGGAAGAGGAGGUGGAGGAGGAUUCCGGGGCUUUAGCAGCGGUUCGGCCGUGAUCUCCGGUGGGAGCCGGAGGUCAGGCGCCAGCUUCUCCUGCUUGAGCCGCCAUGGUGGCGGCGGCGGCGGAGGGGGCUUCGGUGGAGGCGGCUUUGGCAGCCGGAGUCUUGUCGGCCUUGGAGGAACCAAAAGCAUCUCCAUUAGUGUGGCUGGAGGAGGUGGAAGCUUUGGCUCCGGUGGCGGAUUUGGUGGCAGAGGAGGUGGCUUUGGAGGUGGCGGCGGCGGCGGCUUCGGAGGUGGCAGUGGCUUCGGAGGUGGCGGCGGUGGCGGUGGCAGUGGCUUCGGAGGUGGCAGUGGCUUCGGAGGCGGUGGUUUUGGAGGCGGCGGCUUUGGUGGAGGCCGUUUAGGAGGUGGCGGUGGCUUUGGGGGUCCUGGUGGCUUUGGGCCCGGUGGACUCCCUGGUGGAGGCAUCCAUGAAGUCUCGGUCAACCAGAGCCUCCUGCAGCCUCUCAACGUGAAAGUGGACCCUGAGAUCCAGAAUGUGAAAUCUCAGGAGCGGGAGCAGAUCAAAACGCUCAACAACAAAUUUGCCACCUUCAUCGACAAGGUGCGCUUCCUGGAGCAGCAGAACCAGGUGUUGCAGACCAAAUGGGAGCUGCUACAGCAAAUGGAUGUCAACACCCAAACUACCAACCUGAACCCCAUCUUUCAGGCGUACAUUGGCCAACUGAAGAAAUAUGUGGAUUCACUCUCUGCAGAAAGAACAUCACAAGAUUCAGAGCUGGGCAACAUGCAGGAUCUUGUUGAGGAAUAUAAGAAGAAGUAUGAAGAUGAAAUCAACAAGCGCACAGCUGCUGAGAAUGAUUUUGUGACACUUAAAAAGGAUGUGGACAAUACCUACAUGAAUAAGGUGGAGCUGCAGUCCAAGGUGGAUGUGCUGACCCAGGAGCUUGAGUUCACAAAAGUCCUCUUUGAUGCGGAGCUGUCUCAGACGCAUCAGACUAUCACCGACACCAAUGUCAUCCUCUCCAUGGACAACAACCGCAACCUGGACCUGGACAGCAUCAUUGCUGAGGUCCAGAGUCAGUAUGAGGAGAUCGCCUAUAAGAGCAAGGCUGAGGCUGAGGCCCUGUACCAGAGUAAGUAUGAGGAACUCCAGGUCACUGCCGGGAAACAAGGAGACAGUGUGAGAGAGAUCAAGAUGGAGAUCAACGAGCUGAACCGCAUGAUCCAGAGACUGAAAGGGGAGAUCGACCAUGUGAAAAAGCAGUGUAAGAAUGUGCAAGACAACAUUGCAGAUGCUGAACAGAGGGGAGAGAAUGCUAUAAAAGAUGCCAAGAACAAGCUCACUGACCUAGAGGAAGCCCUGCAGCAGGCCCGGGAGGAGCUGGCCCGGUUGCUGCGUGACUACCAGGAGCUCAUGAACACCAAGCUGGCCCUAGAUGUUGAAAUUGCCACCUACCGCAAGCUGCUGGAGGGCGAGGAAUACAGGAUGUCUGGAGACCUCAGCAGCAACGUGACUGUGUCUGUGACGAGCAGCACCAUGUCUUCAAGUACGGCAUCCAGGGCUGGCAUAGGAGGCCAAGGUUCUGGAGGGAGAGGAUCUGGCUCUGGAGGAGGAGGAGGCUACAGCUCUGGAAGCAGCAGUUACGGCUCUGGAGGCAGAGGGUCAGGCUCCAGAAGUGGUGGUGGAGGGGGCUAUGGCUCUGGAGGAGGUUCUAGAGGCUCUGGAGGAGGAUCUAGAGGCUCUGGAGGAGGAUCUGGUUCUGGAGGAGGUUCUAGAGGAGGAUCUGGAGGAGGAUCUGGCUGGGGCGGUGGCUCCAGGGGAGGCUCUGGCUCUGGGGGAGGAUAUGGUUCUGGAGGGGGCUCUAGAGGAGGCUCUGGAGGGGGGUAUAGUUCUGGGGGCGGCUAUAAAGGGGGCGGCUCUAGCUCUGACAAGGCUGGUUCUGGCUCAGGUGACGGUUACGCUUCCCACACAAAUUUAUCUUUUAGAUAA
Molecule: messenger RNA, 2019 nt
Organism: Hipposideros armiger (great roundleaf bat)
Lineage: Eukaryota; Metazoa; Chordata; Mammalia; Chiroptera; Hipposideridae
Gene: KRT2
Product: keratin 2
Exons: 9
Coding region: 1-2019 (672 amino acids)
Biological process (GO): keratinization; intermediate filament organization
Cellular component (GO): keratin filament
Molecular function (GO): structural constituent of skin epidermis
Source: RefSeq, a predicted model, not a curated record